GUGUGUGUGUGUGUGUGGGGUGUUGUGUGUGCGAAUGUGCCUCCGCGCGCCCGCUCUCCCGUCACACACACACACACACACACACUCUCCCAGCGCUGGGAUGUACGAUUCCCCAUUCGCUAAUCCUCAACAACUGUGGCGCCAGCUCGAACGCGCCUUUCUCCUUCGGUCCGCUCCGACAUUGCGCGCUCGCCCAAGAGGGGAAAGUCGCCCCGACGGGUUCUAGGCUUGGGUCGCGCUGCAGGCGACUGCGCCGGGUUCAAGGCUGCGGCGCUCGCCCUCCGCGGGGCUUUGCUAAAUCCGGGACUUGCUAAGGCCGGCGGGGGUGUGCGGUGCCUCCCGGCGCCCCUUCCUCGCUGCUCUCGAACCGGCAGAUCUUCCCGGCGUUUCACUCGAGGCGGGUUUCUCUCGGCGAGGCGAUGCGAAGCUGCCGCUGCUCGCCCGCUUUGCCGCUGCUGCUGCUCGCCCUUCUCCUCGGCGCGCUCGCCUGGCUCCCGCCGGUCGCCAGCGAUUCCUAUGAGCCAGACGACGACGACGACCCGAUCCUCCCCUUCUCCUUCGAGGAGGAGAACCAGACGGAUCUGGCGAGAUACCGAAGCGGACCUGCCGCUUUCUAUCGGAGCAAUAAGGAUGCCUGGCGCUUGCCUGGACAUUACAUUGUUGUGCUCAAAGAGGAAACCCUGAAAUCACAGACAUCACGUACUGCCAAACGCCUGCAGGCCAGAGCAGCCAAACAUGGCUACCUGACAAAAAUCCUACAUAUUUUUGAGGACCUGUUCCAGGGCUUUUUGGUGAAGAUGAGCAGUGAUGUUCUGCAUAUGGCUUUGAAGCUGCCGCAUGUGGAUUACAUAGAGGAAGACUCCUAUUUGUUUGCUCAGAGCAUUCCCUGGAACCUCGGCCGAAUUGUCCCUGCAGAGGCCAAAUCUAAUGAAUACACUCCUCCCAAUACUGGUAACUUGGUGGAAGUUUACUUGCUUGAUACCGGCAUCCAGAGCAACCACCGGGAAAUAGAGGGCAGAGUGUUUGUGACCGAUUUUGAGAAUGUCCCAGAAGAGGAUGGCACUCGCUUCCACAGACAGGCCAGCAAGUGUGACAGCCAUGGGACGCACAUGGCUGGAGUUGUGAGUGGGAGGGAUGCCGGUGUAGCGAAAGGAGCCAGCGUUCACAGCCUCCGCGUGCUUAACUGCCAGGGGAAGGGCACUGUGAGUGGCACUCUGAUUGGACUGGAGUUCAUCAAAAAGACCUUGGCUGCCCAGCCCUACAAUCCUCUGGUUGUUUUGCUCCCAUUGGCUGGAGGCUAUAGCCGUAUCCUGAACACAGCCUGUCGCCUGAUGGUGCAGAUGGGAGUGGUGAUAAUCGCCGCGGCAGGCAACUAUAAGGAUGACGCUUGCCUUUAUUCUCCAGCAUCAGAACCAGAGGUUAUCACAGUGGGAGCCACCAACGUCCAGGACCAACCGGCCUCCAUGGGGAUCUUAGGAACCAACUUUGGCCGUUGCGUGGAUGUGUUUGCUCCUGGAGAGGAUAUCAUUGGUGCCUCUAGUGACUGCAGCACCUGCUUCACAUCACAGAGUGGGACAUCUCAAGCAGCUGCACACGUAGCAGGUAUUGCAGCCAUGGUUCUAAACACCAACCCCACACUGUCCAUCUCGGAGCUGAGGCAGAGGCUUAUACACUUCUCAAUCAAAAACCUUAUGAAUGAGGCUUGGUUUCCUGAAGGACAGAGGCUGUUAACCCCAAACAGAGUGGCUGGGCUUCCCUCGAAACUUGUCGCAGAUGAACAACUGUACUGUCGCUCUGUCUGGUCUUCCUUGUCUGGAUCAACUAGUUCUGCCGUAGCCAUUGCCCACUGCAACAGCAAUGAAGAAAUGUUCAGCUGCUCGAGCUUGUCAAAGAACGGCAAAUGGCGAGGCGAGCGUAUUGAGGAUCACGGAGGCAGGAAAGAGUGCUUGGCUCAUAACAGAUUUGGGGGGCAUGGUGUCUAUGCCAUUGCUCGGUGUUGCAUUUGGCCCAAAGCUGACUGCCAGGUUCAUGCCCACUCUCAGCCUGCAGAGGGAGCAGCACGACAAAGUGCCCACUGCAGUGAAGACAGCUCUGUUUUGACAGGUUGCAGCUCUCAUUCUGUGGCUGGAGGUUUCAAGAUCCACGUCAGACCAAUACUCAGGACAGAACGCAACCAUGACCAUUGCAUUGGCCAAGCAGAUGCAGCUGUGCAUGCUUUCUGUUGCCAUGCACCCAGCAUUGAAUGCAAGGUCCAGGAAUACUCUCCUCUGGAGUCCACAGCAAAGGUAAUGGUGACCUGUGAUGAUGGCUGGACACUGACAGGCUGCAAUGCCCAAUCGCAUGGUCCAAACAUGCUUGGGUCCUAUUCAGUGGACAAUACUUGUGUAGUGAUGAGUAGCCCAGGCAGCAAAGGAGCCGGAGCUGUUGCCAUUUGCUGCAAGAAGACACCCUUGGAGAAGGAGAAGCACAGUUCCAAUUAUAAGUGACAGCUCAACCCACACCAGUUAUCCAUUGGACUCCAAAGUUCCACAGCCAUCUCAUAACUUCACAUGGGUGACGUUAUGUCCAUUUCUCUUGUUCGGCCUGAAGAAAGUACUCUUUCAGGCAGGCUCCAGCACAGCCACAAAGUAUCCUCAGUGUGCCUGUUCUAAGUGUCAUAAUUAUAUUAAAACAGAGUUUGAAAUAUAGUACUACCAUAUUCACUGUGAGGAGGCGGGUUUGAGGGCUCAGUAUUGGCAUCUGGGCAAUCAGCUUAAUAUGCUGCAUUUCUUCUAGCAGUCUUCCAUUUGCAGGCAACAGUUUCGAGUUAACCUAUAUUCCUCCCAAGUCUGUUCAUAGUCCAGAAACAGAAGGUAUUAAACUUAUGGUAUCACAUAUCCCUUAACUAAUUUUCAUGUGACCUACAUCCUUUUACUGAAGACAGUAUAAACUGGGUGUGGUCUAUAUUGAGAAUCAUGCAAAUAUGCACUGUCUAGCUUCUGAACUGUAAUAGUAACUUCUCUCCAUGUAGAUCAGAAGCUUUCUGUAGUCUGUAAAAGGCUGCAUGCAUAUAUAAAUGUAUGUAUAAACUACAUAGAUACAAAUAUCUAGAAAGUCCUAUUAACAGUGUGUUCAACGUUUUCAAAACCCAUGAAUCUUUCCAUAAGUUACAAUUAUGGUAAAUAGCCAUUUUGUAUGCAUUAAUAUUUUCCACAUCUUCCCCUCGUAGCCCAUAAAGCAAAGUUGUUUUACAGUGGCAAGAAUCCUGUUGGAAAGGCUCCAUAUGGUUCCCUUUUGACCUGUGAAAGGAUUUAAGGGCCUCAGGGUGGAGGGGGCAUUUCAUAUACAAAAAUAGCCACUAUAGGUCAAAAGGGAGUCCUAGGGAGCCUUGGAACCCGGGGGUGGGGGAAAGGAAAACUUAAAGAUAGAAGACUAGCUGAUGACACAAUCAGCCUUAUAUUAUCAUAGCUGUGCCACCAGGAAUCCAGCCAAUAUUGACUUUAAGAUAUACAAAGUAAUAGGACUAGGAUUAGGUCAGAAAUAGAGUAUAAGACCACUGCUGGAAUUCUAAGCUAGAAUCUAUAGAUGUCACGGGGGGGAAAACCCUGUUUGAACGUGUGAUCAAAUCUCGAUUGCUUGGAGAUGCCUUGCUUUGAGAGAAGGCAUAAAGAUUUGAGAGCAUGCCAUGACUUGGUUAAAAACUAGGAAUGGCUUAUGAUCCUGUGGCUGACAGUACUUGGCUCAUACAAAUGCAUACCUACGUACAUUCCUGAUUCCAAAGUGCCUUAUACAGUGGUGCCUCGCAAGACGAGCGCUCCGUUUUACGACGAAAUCGCAUUACGACAAAGUUUU
Messenger RNA from Pogona vitticeps (central bearded dragon), 3831 nucleotides. The record is from RefSeq and is a predicted model, not a curated record. Lineage: Eukaryota; Metazoa; Chordata; Lepidosauria; Squamata; Agamidae.